AUGGAUUUUUCUGAGGGCAGCGCGGGGGCGGGGGGUAAGAGGCCGGACGCCCCUAGACCAGUUUCCAGACGCGGUUACAGGGAGUACACAAACACAGGCUCAGCUGUGUCUAGAAGUGGCACAAUGAGGCCGACAUCAGCGUACAGAGGGAGUACAGCAUCACGGCUGUCUACAGCUGGCUUCGGACCUGCUCCGCCUACCGCUAGUCGACAGCCAACCGCCAUGACUGGGUUCUCUAUGAUCGACAGACCAAUAACACAGCAAGGCAUAUCAGGUCUUCGAACUGGCACUGCUAGAGGGUUCCGUACCCGUCAGCUGCAAGACAAACGGUAUUGGGAAGAGCUGAUGCAAGUAAAAGUUAGGGAGAUGAAGGCCGAGAUAGCCAGACUCAGUGAGCAAGCUGAUGCAGGAGAAAGAGAGAGAUCAGCAAAGAAACACUAUGAGAAGAGAGUCAGGGAAUUGGCUUUGGAGUUGACUGAUUUACAAGGCCGUCUAGCCGACUACAACACAGCGAUUCGCAUAGCUAAUGGCGAAGCCAAUAAACUGAUCGUGGAGGAACAGACCAAAGACUUGGAAGCAAGUAACCAGAAAAUGCAAGAAGAAGUUGAACAGGUCUUCAUGGAGAAACAGAGGAAGGAAAACCAACUACGACAAUUAAGGGAACAGAUGGAUAAGGAACAAUCAACAAUCACCAAGCUGCUAGCAGAAAUGACACAGGAACAGAAGGAUGAGUAUAAUGAACUAGAAGCAACUGCAGCUGCGCUAAGAGAAGAAGUGGAGCAAGCGAGGACUCAUAUUGAUCAUCUCAAUAGAGAAAAAGGCGAAUUUAAUAAAGAAAUAUCUGGAUCUCAGAUAAAGGUCAAUCUAUUGGAGCUACAUCGUCGACUAUCAGCUGCUGAAGAGAAACGCGACAAUAUGAAGAAUGAGAUGAACAACCGUUUGGAUCCUCAAGAAGAAAGAGAGAAACUGUUACUCCAGGUUCGAGAAGACAACGCUGCAAUCUCAUCUUUGGACAGUAACGCUGCAAAUCUAAAGGAACAAAUAAAGAAAGUGCAAGAAUUAAUCGAACAAGCUGAACAGGAUUUAGAAGAAGGAAAUUCUGAUCGCCAUCAGAAAUACAGAGAACUAAAGAAAAGAGAAGAAACAAUGGAUACGUUUAUGGCUUCGUAUGAAGAAAACCUCAAAAAGGAACAGGAAAAGAUAGACCAGUUGGAAAAAGAUAUCGUCUUUGCCUUGGAACAUAGUAGUUCUAACAUUGAUUUAGAUUUGAGCGAGAUAGACUCGUUGAAGCAGAAAGAUGGGUACACUUCUCAAUAUGAUGAUAGCAAGAAAUCUGUUGAGGUGCUGACUAAAGAUUAUGAGAGGUUCCAAGCUAACUUGAAAAAGGCUGAAGCAACUAGGGAACGUCUCGCCACAGAACUGCAAACGUUGCCAGAGAAGAUGAAAGUCAUGCAAGAAGAACUGGUAACGUUAUCAGAUCUAGAGAAACUUCGAGAUGAAGGUGAAGAGCAAAAGAAAGCUUUAGAGACAGAGCUAAAACAGCUGAAAGAAAAAUUGGCUCCCACAGAAAGUGCUGUCUUAGAGGCAACCAAUAAAUUGAAAAGCAUACAGGCAAGCCUUGACGGUAACGAAAUGUACACCAAACUCAACGCGCUAGAAGAACAACUGGCUCAGCUGGAGACAAGGAAGACUGUUCUAGAAGAGGAUAUAGCGUCUAUAACCUUGAAGGCAGACUAUGAGCCGUUAAAGAAACAAGCUAUUGAUGAACUGGCCAUGCUGAACAAGAAGAUUAUCGAGGAUUUGAGUAGUAUUAAGUCUUAUUAA
This is a messenger RNA of Spodoptera littoralis (African cotton leafworm), 1824 nucleotides long. NCBI's taxonomy places the organism in Eukaryota, Metazoa, Arthropoda, Insecta, Lepidoptera, Noctuidae. The record is from the annotation of a GenBank genome assembly.